CGAAUGGCUCGCCAGAGCACUCGCUUUCUGCUGGAGCACUCACUCUGUGCUGGAGAGGAUCUCUCAGCUGAUGAGCAUUUAGAUCACAAGCUUUUUCUCUUCUUAGUACGGUGCACGAUUAUCAAUAAGGACUUUUAUGAAUACCGGUAAGCAACAGAAGCCAGUGCUUACAGGCCAGCGGUUUAAGACCAGGAAAAGGGAUGAAAAGGAGAAGUUUGAGCCUACGGUUUUCCGAGACACUAUUGUUCAAGGCCUCAACGAAGCAGGUGGUGAUCUUGAUGCUGUAGCUAAGUUUUUGGAUGUCACUGGGUCGAAACUAGACUACCGACGCUAUGCCGACACCCUGUUUGACAUCCUUAUCGCUGGGAGCAUGCUCGCUCCUGGGGGAACACGCAUUGAUGACGGGGACAAGACCAAGCUGACGGAGCACUGUGUGUUCAAGACAGACGAAAACCACACUGCUGUUCGCAGCUAUGCUCAGGUGUUCAAUAAACUAAUCAGAAGGUACAAAUAUCUGGAGAAAGCCUUUGAAGAGGAAAUCAAAAAGUUGCUUCUCUUCCUGAAGGCCUUCACGGAGUCAGAGCAGACCAAACUGUCCAUGCUAACAGGAAUCCUGCUGGCCAAUGGCACACUGCUGCCACCUAUCCUUACCAGCCUCUUCAGUGAUAACAUUGUCAAAGAAGGAAUAUCUGCCUCCUUUGCAGUGAAAAUGUUUAAAGCAUGGAUAGCAGAGAAGGAUGCCAAUGCAGUGACAUCUGCUCUUAGGAAAGCCAACCUGGAUAAGAAACUGUUGGAACUCUUCCCUGCCAAUAAGCAGAAUGUAGAGCACUUCACAAAGUACUUCACUGAGGCAGGACUGAAAGAGCUGUCAGACUUCCUGCGUACACAACAGUCUCUGGGCACACGCAAGGAACUCCAGAAAGAGCUGCAAGAGCGCCUGUCCCAGCAGUGUCCCAUUAGAGAGAUCGUGUUGUAUGUGAAAGAAGAGAUGAAGAAGAAUGAUCUGCAGGAGCAUGCUGUGAUUGGCUUACUGUGGACCUGCCUCAUGAAUGCUGUUGAGUGGAAUAAAAAGGAAGAACUGGUCACCGAGCAGGCCCUCAAACAUCUGAAGAACUAUGCACCUCUCCUGGCUGCGUUCAGUACUCAGGGUCAAUCAGAGCUGGUCUUGCUGCUCAAGAUUCAAGAAUACUGCUACGACAACAUCCACUUCAUGAAAUCCUUCUGCAAAAUAGUGGUGCUUUUCUACAAAGCUGAUGUCCUUGGUGAAGAAGCUAUUUUAAAAUGGUACAAAGACGCCCAUGCUGCCAAAGGGAAAAGUGUUUUUCUGGUGCAAAUGAAGAAAUUUGUGGAGUGGCUUCAGAAUGCAGAGGAGGAGUCUGAGUCAGAGGGGGAAGAAGACUAAAGAUCAUGUGGAUCCUGAAGAUUGUAGGGUUUUACACUUUCAACUCUCUGUGGCCAGCUUUUUAGUGCACAUAUACUGUAGGGUCCAUGUCAUUAUAUUUGUGCCCAGAGAGACGAGUCAUAGACACAGAAGCACAAUCCAGGGAAAAGCUUCUAAGCUCUAUGUAAAGAAUGCAAGGGACUACAUAUAGUCAGCAUUUAAUAGCAAUCACUUUAACAUGGAUUUUACAUGAAGUCUCUUCAGGUACUGUGUUAAAAGACGUCAGUGUCCUAAAUUUGUUUUUAUUUGACAAAUGUGUAUAUGUCAUGGGACUGCUUUUAAUCUUUUUUUGAAUAAAAGGUGUUUUUAUG
This is a messenger RNA of Xyrauchen texanus (razorback sucker), 1752 nucleotides long. Its product is annotated as eIF5-mimic protein 1. The transcript is spliced from 12 exons. Gene Ontology annotation, cellular component: membrane; cytoplasm. The record is from RefSeq and is a predicted model, not a curated record. Gene Ontology annotation, molecular function: protein binding. The coding region runs from base 137 to 1402 and encodes 421 amino acids. NCBI's taxonomy places the organism in Eukaryota, Metazoa, Chordata, Actinopteri, Cypriniformes, Catostomidae.